This is a messenger RNA of Phalaenopsis equestris, 1063 nucleotides long. Its product is annotated as probable inactive purple acid phosphatase 28. The record is from RefSeq and is a predicted model, not a curated record. Gene Ontology annotation, molecular function: hydrolase activity, acting on ester bonds. Gene Ontology annotation, cellular component: cytoplasm. The transcript is spliced from 5 exons. Bases 1 to 909 code for a protein of 302 amino acids. NCBI's taxonomy places the organism in Eukaryota, Viridiplantae, Streptophyta, Magnoliopsida, Asparagales, Orchidaceae.
AUGACAUAUCCUAAAGAGACAAGGCACCAUUUUGAUGUGCAAAAGUGUGCACUUGGGUUUGAUUCUUUUUUUCUGGAGCUCUCCGGUGGCAGAAAUCUGCAAUUAGUAGGAAAACUGGAGCAUUUGUAUAGCCAUCAUCAAUCAAUACUAAGCAACCUUGUUGGGUUUCAGAUAGCGAUCGGGAAAUGUAGAGGGUUGUAUGGCGGGCCGACCUAUGCCGCCGCUACUGAUGCCUUCCUCCUCUUCCUUCCGCUUCCUUUUUAUCUAUUCCUUUGGGAUCCGAUUGCGAUCGGACGGCCCACUGUAAGGUUGAAGAGGACUGCGGAGCUCCCCCUCCGAUUCCGCCGUGAUGGCGUUUUCAAGAUUCUUCAGGUAGCCGACAUGCACUACGGGAAUGGUGAGGCGACGAGGUGUAAGGACGUGCGGGCGGCGGAAGCCGCCGGCUGCUCGGACCUGGAUACAACAAUAACUUAUAACUUACAGGCAAUCUUCCAAGCACCAGCACUCACCUUCUUCCACAUCCCAUUCCCCGAGGUUCGACAGCUCUGGUACACUAAGAUUGUGGGCCAAUAUCAGGAGGGUGUAGCUUGUUCUAUCGUCAAUUCUGGCGUCCUAAAAACCUUACGCUCCAUGGGAGAUGUGAAGGCCUCUUUCAUCGGCCAUGAUCAUCUGAACGACUUCUGCGGAAAUCUUGAUGGUAUCUGGCUCUGUUACGGCGGAGGCUUUGGAUACCAUGCAUAUGGCCGAGCUAGUUGGCCGGGGAGAGCGAGGGUGAUCUCGGCGCAGCUUAAGAAAGGAAUGAAGGAUUGGUUGGGAGUCGAAACCAUUAGGACCUGGAAGCGACUUGAUGAUGAGGUGCUCAGCCAGAUAGAUGAGCAGGUGCUGUGGGAAAACAGAACUGGAGAAUAAGGAUGAGUAGGGCUCUCAAUGUCAAUCUGAGUUGGAACUUCUAACCUUUUUGUUGUUUAAUUGGGGUGGUAUAUUGACUUUAUUAUGAUCUUUAUGAUGUUUAUUGUCUAACUUUUGGUUCUUGAUGACUGAAACAAAAUGUUUAUUUGUUUUA